Fragaria vesca subsp. vesca is the source of this 2458-nucleotide messenger RNA. Its product is annotated as G-type lectin S-receptor-like serine/threonine-protein kinase B120-like. Gene Ontology annotation, molecular function: protein serine/threonine kinase activity; ATP binding. Gene Ontology annotation, biological process: protein phosphorylation. Bases 2 to 2347 code for a protein of 781 amino acids. The record is from RefSeq and is a predicted model, not a curated record. The transcript is spliced from 7 exons. NCBI's taxonomy places the organism in Eukaryota, Viridiplantae, Streptophyta, Magnoliopsida, Rosales, Rosaceae.
UAUGUGGUCCAAGGAGCUUGAAUCAAGUGGUGAUCAGCUUUGCACUCCUGCAGUCAUGCUUGUUCCUUUAAUUUGGUUGAUAUCAUCAUCUAGCUUCUUUACAUUUUCAUCUGCAACAGACACUCUUACACCGUCAGACUCAUUGAGGGACAAUCAGGUGCUGGUUUCAGCUGGUGGAGUGUUUGAGCUUGGCUUAUUCAAUGAAAGCAUUUCAGGCUAUUACUAUCUGGGGAUUUGGUUGAGAGCUGAUCCAACCAGGAUUGUCUGGGUUGCUCGUGAUAAUCCCAUACUGGAUUCAUCUGGUCUACUUCAAAUCCUGUCUGGGAAUUUGGUUCUCACAGACCGUCGACAAGUGCAAUUGAUACUCAACUCAGGAAGUCUUGCCAAGGCCACAACUGCUAACACAAGUGCAACACUUCUUGAUACUGGAAAUUUUGUCCUUAAGGAAGUGGAUACAGGUAAUACUAUAUGGCAAAGUUUUGAUGUAGCGAGUGAUACUUACCUUCCUGGUAUGAAGCUUGGGUUGUUUGGACAAGAGCUUCAUAAUAUUGUUUCUUGGGCAAGCCCUCAAAACCCAGCUCGUGGCAUCUUCAACUUAGGCAUGAGCAACGAUACCAGUAAGCUUUCAGUUGGGCUCGGAAAUAAUGGAGAGAGUAUAGAGAUCAGUUUCUGGGAUGGAAAUAGCAUCCGGUUUAUAUUUGAAAAUUCGACUGCCAAUAUGUACAAUUUUAGCUUCCACUCCAAUGCAAAUGAAGCAUUCUACAGUUUCACUACCAGUAAGAAUUACGACCUUGUGUGGUUUGUGAUAAAUUAUACUGGAAACCUGGACCAGUAUUAUAUGGUGGAUGGGAAGAUCUCGUCUGUGAGUCAUGCUUUGUGUGCAGAUUCAACCGGUGGUAAUACUAGGACCUGCAUUAAUUCAAUACCUUCUGACUGUGAAGAUGGUGCUGACUUUUCUCAGAUUAAUGGUUUGCUGCCAUCUACACCUAAUACUAGUGGUUCCCAUAAUAUGGUGAUUCCUGAUUGUGAAACUUUCUGCAAGAACAAUUGUUCUUGUACUGCUUUCGCUUCAGUUCGGAUUGGUCAACCAGGAUGUCAAUUUUACUAUGGGAGUAAACAGGAUUUAUUGAAGAACAUAGAGAAGGGGGCAGGGUUUAUCUACAUCCGAGGUGGUGGUCCAAGUGAUGCUAAGAAGUGGAAAGUCAGGUUGGCUGUGGCGAUUCCUUUGGCUUCUCUCUUGGUUUUUGUUCCAAUCUCCUUCACCUGCUAUCUGUGCUGGAGAAGGCAACUCAAAGGUCUCCUCCUAAACAAAGAAUUAGGUGUACACAAGGAUCAAGAAUUGCCCCUUUAUAGUUUUGCCACCAUAAAGAAGGCAACAAAUUACUUUUCAGAGUCUAAUAAACUUGGAGAAGGUGGAUAUGGGCCUGUCUAUAAGGGUGUAUUGCUAGUUGAUGGACAAGAAAUUGCAGUGAAAAGGCUGUCCAAGAUUUCCAGGCAAGGGUUGAGGGAGUUCAAAAACGAAAUCUCACUGAUUUGUAAGCUUCAACAUAGAAAUUUGGUUAGGCUUCUGGGAUGCUGCAUUGAAGCAGAAGAAAGUAUACUGAUUUAUGAGUACUUGCCCAACAAAAGUCUAGAUUUCUUCAUUUUUGACUCAAUCAAACAUGUACUUUUGGAUUGGAGAAGGCGUGUUAAUAUUAUUGAAGGGAUUGCACAAGGUCUUCUAUACCUUCACAAAUACUCGAGAUUAAGGAUCAUUCACCGUGAUUUAAAGACCAGCAAUAUUCUCCUGGAUAGUGAGAUGAACCCCAAGAUUUCUGAUUUUGGCAUGGCAACAAUUUUCGGGGACAGUGACAUCAGAGGAAGAACAAACCGGGUUGUUGGUACAUUUGGUUACAUGUCUCCUGAGUAUGCAACAUAUGGCCUCUUUUCUGAAAAAUCUGAUGUCUUUAGCUUUGGGGUGAUCUUAUUGGAGAUCAUAAGUGGCGAGAAGAACAUUGCGUUCUUUGAGGCUGAUCACACCCUGAACUUAAUCAGCAAAGCUUGGCAUUUGUGGAAAGAAGGGAGCAGCAUGGAGUUAAUGGAUUCAACACUGCGUGCUUCGUGUUCAAGUGGUGAAGUUAUCAGAUGCAUACAUAUAGGUCUUCUGUGUGUACAAGAAAGAGCUAUUGAUCGACCAACUAUGUCGGAUGUCAUUUCUCUGCUAAGCAAUCAGUCAUCUGCAUUGCCUCUACCUAAAGAACCUGCAUUUUUGAGUCAUUCAGGCUCCACUGAUGCAGAUUCAUCUUCCAGUAGGCAAAGAUAUCACUCUCAAAAUGAAGUGACCAUAUCAGAAGAAUGCGGCAGGUAAGAAUAUAAGAGUUCACCAAGGUUUUUAGUUCAUUAUAUUGUUGCCGCGUAGAGUUCAUUUUAGUUUGUAUAAUAUAUAGUUGUGAUUAGUGCAAAAGGGAAUGCUCAUUUU